Molecule: messenger RNA, 589 nt
Organism: Ceutorhynchus assimilis (cabbage seed weevil)
Lineage: Eukaryota; Metazoa; Arthropoda; Insecta; Coleoptera; Curculionidae
Source: the annotation of a GenBank genome assembly
AUGCAAUUUCUGAGCAUCGCCAAACACGAUGAUGGCUCAGAACGCUGAUCCGGCCGGCAAAAACCUCUACAGGGCCCGACACUAUUCCGUAAUACCUCUGGGUCCACGAUCCGGAUUGAUUUCGUGGGUAGACGGGACGACGCCAGUUUUUGCGCUCUACAAGCGCUGGCAACAGCGCGAAUUGGCCAAACCCAACGCUAAAGGUAAGAAUUUGUUCACAAAUUUAAGCAAUUUUCAUAAAAAUCUGAACCAACCUCCAAAAAUUCGAUUUUUCUUCAUUUUUCUGAGCAACACCACAGUUCCUCGGCCUUCUGAGCUCUUUUACAACAAACUCGUUGAGCAUGGAGUGAGCAACAUCGAGAACCGCAAAGAGUGGCCUCUGGCGGUGCUUAAAGAAGUUCUGACAGAGCUCACAAACGAAACGCCCAGCGAUCUGAGAAUUGUGGUGCAACGCCGUGUCGGCCAAUGCCUGGUGGCAAGUGGUCAAACGGUACUCGUACAGUGUUGCCGUCAUGAGUAUUAUUGGUUACAUUAUUGGUUUGGGCGACCGGCACUUGGACAACGUCCUGAUCGAUUUAUCCACCGGUGA